UUAACAAAUAAUCGAGAACUCAAGGUGUGUCAGGAAAGCCUGUCUAUCCACCACAGGGCACUGUGCAGCAGGUUAUCCGAGCAUACAGCGUUUAGGGAGUCAUGGACGAACCAACGCACAUAGAAAAGGGGAACAAAAUGGCUCCUCCCGAUAAGGAAGUUGAAAGAACGCACAAAAUGCGAGAUAUUUGUCUGACCAUCACGAUUGUGGCAGUGGCCAUUGCUAUAUCAAUAGCAAUGAUCGUGUAUCUAGCAGGUAAACCGCAUACAACGAGAAAGGAAAUGAACUUGAUCCCAACCAUUAAAAAAGCUAUUAUGGAGUCCGUUCAAGUUUCACUAUCCACGACCCCAGGAUGGAGUCAUUAUCGCCUAGAUACAGCGGAAGCCAUCAUAGGAGUGACCCUGGCAUACCCCGAGGCAUAUGAUGAACAUCGUUCAGCCUACUUAGCGAAACUCGCCAACAUGAAUAUUGAUAUCCAGGCAGCUUUAAUAAAUGAUUCCGAGCUGACCAGUACCGUCUGGUCACGCGGGAAGUUGGCUCAGUACAUCAGCGGUAUUCUUGUGUCGGGUCAACACGAGACUGCCCACUCCUAUUACGGAACCACCAACCUUCUGGACAUCCUUCAAAACCAUCUAGUCCGCUCUAUUGAUUAUUUCCGCAUCAAUCGGUUCGCCUUGUCCUGGAUGGCUUUAGCUAUGUGCCAACAUAACAAGACAUUUGACAGGCAAUAUGAAGAUAUCCUUACAGCACAUCCGGGGACCUAUACGUUUGGAAUAGAUGAAGCUGCAAUGAUUACCAUGGCAUGUACAUGCCUCAAUACCACGACUUCCUUACCUGCCGCUCAUGUUGCCGCUGAUAUCAUCGCAAUGGAGAUUCAGAAAGAAAACAAUACUCUGAAUGAGUACUCUCUCGGCCUAGCCGCACAGGCUUUGAUUUCCAUCAAAAAUGAAUCAUAUGAGGACCAAAUUGCUAAAGCGAAAAUGGGUAUUGUUAGCAAGAUCAAAAUUUCCGACAUCAUGAAGGAUGGGUUAGCAGCUUCCCACAUCCUGCCUGCCCUUGCAGAUAUGUCUUAUAUCGACAUUGGAAUCAAUCCACCUAUUCCCCGCGUGACGGAUACGACUACCGAUAUGGUGAUGCUCGAAAUCGUAAUCACAAUGGAUGAUCCAAUCCUGACUAACACCACAAAACGCUGGGAUGCAAAUGUUUCCGUAACAAAACAGCCCACCCUUCUACAGGCGAUGCAUGCCCUUCAGGCUCAAGCAUCAUCCGGCUUUAGCUUUGAAACCACCCCAACUAGUUUUGGACCAAUGGUUAUAACGAUUGAUGGCAUAACGAGAAAUGAAACCAACAUGUACUGGAGGAUUCUGCUAGCACCUGAUACACCUCUCAGUAAAGGAGUUGUAGGCACCAAUCCUCAAAACGGCGAACACUACAUCUUCCGACUCACCACCUUCGGACCUCAUUAGACCAAAUCACUUCUAGCUAGAAAAUAUUCAAACUUAUCUGCUCGAAGACAAAAAUUGAUAACCACAUUCUGUAUGAUGACACUUACAACUCUCCCAUAGUCUUCAUCAAUCUGAAUCUCUCGAAUCCUUGUUCUGUUUAAUUUGUCUGCAGUAUGUGUUAUUUGUCGCGGGAAACUUGAUACCUGAAACAAACCUUGAAACUGUGAUGCUACUAUCUGGAAAUGUAAUUUUAACAAUUUGAAAAUUGAAAUCGGCACUUUUAUCAUUCAGCUGAGUUGUAAGUUGUCCCUGCCGGUGACGUUGUAAGCCGCUGAUGUCAAAAAGUAUGCAGUUUCCUUGAUAUCAAGUUCUUAGUCGACAUGGUCAAUACAGUUUCUAUGAUUUUAAGAUAACACUUUGUCAGUAUACCCAUAGGUGAAACCGAAGAACUUUUGCAAGAUUUCCAUUACAUGCUUUUAUAAGCUCUUCAACAAAACCAUUUUCGUGUGAAAACGAACAAAAGUUGGCCAACAGAGGGGACAGCGUUUGUUCUGAUGGGUAUGCCAAAAGACAACAUAGAUGCUGUCUAUCAGAAAUGCAGUCAUCCUCACGAUUUUAUCUUCGGUGUAUUUUCGAUAGUUAAAUGUCUAAUGGACCUGCUUAUACAACACAGUGCUUUUAACACUGUACCUCAUUCUCGGAAAAGAACGUUCUCAUUAUAAGAGAACGAAAGUGACCUUUAAGUUUGGAAUUGGAAAACAUACCAAUUUGUAUGCUGGAACAUAGAGUAACACAUCUGCGCCAACAUAUAUAACAACAUGUCUGUUACUUAAAAGUACAUAUGUAUUACUUUAGAUUACCACAACUAAAAGACAAGAAAGGUUAUUCAAUGUUUCCAACAAUGAAGUUCAUAGGGAACGACAUAUCCAUGCCGCGCCUUCUAAGGAAUGGUCAUUUCUUGCGAGACGAUCGGAGGCCGUAGAUCGUGAGUUCGAUGCCCAUGUCGGAGCACGAGUAUAAAGUUGUCUUCCUCUUCAUUUGUAUUACUAUGUUACAUAUCUAAUUAUUAGCACAAUAUAUCAUAUACACUAUGUGUUGCUAAUCCGAAGUUUAAAAAUAGUAUUUCCUGUCCUAGUUGUUCUAUGAUGAAUAUUUAUGAUAAGAGUACAAUUCGCAUCCGUGUAUAUAUAAACAUUGCGAUUAAGGUAAUCAUAUCAUCCUAUAGACGACAUGUCUCGUGUCAGGGUAUCGGGUCGACCAAAAUUGCGCCCUGAAACGUUGUUUUUUAAGAACGUUGAUAUGGCGCAGCGGUAUAAGCUGCGGGUAUUUCUGGCUAGGCGAUUGGGUGCCGUAUAUCGUUAGUUCGAGGCUUGGUUAGGGCACGACUCAUAAAGUUGUCUUCCUUCGUCAUUUAUGUUAUGUUAUAUAUCUAAUUAUAAGCACAAUGUAUCAUAUGCACUAUGUGUUGCUGAUCCGAAUGUAAAGAAUUGAAUUUCCUACAAAUAGGUGUUAUGUCAUAAGCAAUUUUAUUUUUCAUACAAUAGUGCGCCCUAACCCUACAGCAGUCAUGGUGGCAGGGCCAGAGGAAACUCGGUCUGCGAACAGUACAGAAACGCACACUUGUGUGAUACUAUGGACUUAUUUUAAUAGAGAUAAUUACUAUACAAUGCACUUGGAUAAGCACAAUGAAGAAAAACAUCAAAGCAGACAAAAUAUAUUAUCUAAUGUUCAGACGGACAAAUUGUCUUAUCUAAUGUUCAGACAGACCACAUGCCGUUUUGUCCUGCUAAAGACUAGAAACGAUAAGAACCUAAAACAUCAGCAUCUACUUCAUCAACUGCUCUAAAAUACUCUAAAUGGCUGUAAAAUCUUGGCAUACCCCUUGACAAAGGGGAAGCCGCUUUUAUAAACAGAAAUUUCAACAUCUUUUAUAAUUAAAACAUAAAUUUUGCAAAGGUAAUUCUAUAUUGGGGAUUACCUCUGUAUUGCAGGGGCUGGUCUAAGCCCUCGACGAAUCAAAAGCCACGGAUUUAGCACUGGGUCACUUUAGCCUAACAGUGGCCAGAAUGACCCUUGACCGUUGGAAAGACAAUAUAAGUAGCAUGAUAUAAUUUGAAUUUGAAAAAAAGACUUUAGAUACAUUGAUUUUUUGUAUGUCAAAUGGAUUGGACAUCAAGAUAAGCUUAUUUGAGUGAACUCCAAUUUGUUUAAGAAUGUAAACGAAAUUCAUUAUAUCAAUUAUCGUCAUGUCAUUGGUUUAUAUUUAUUGGUGAGUUACCAUGCACGAAUUCUGUGGGAAACAGGUAAUAAAGCCCCCGUGCAUGAACACAUCGACUAUAUACCCGACAGAUAUGCAUUACAAUUCACCAGUGACUCUGCGUUUUAUGCUAUUUCAUAUAAGGAGAAUUUUAAUUUUUAGGAUAAAUUUUACUAAAUGUUUGGGGUACAAACAUAUAGCAUAUAAUAUAAUAAUACUAUCCAUCCAGUCAAGUCAGUCAAAAAUUAAUAUUGCUGUUUAAGUAUAAUUACAUCAUGGUAUAAUUUUGCUCCAUGGUUUCACUCUAUAUAUAUUAAAAUAAUUUAGUUUGGUAUGCAUAUUCAGUAAUACUUUGACGAAUAAAUGUAUUGAUAUUAAUGGUACGCACUAUACAUCCAUUCAGAAGAGUAUAUAUAUAUUGUAUGAUCCAAUAUACAUAUUUGUCAUAUACUUUGAUGCAUAUGUCUCCUAUUAAAUGUGAAGUGGACAUUCAA
This is a messenger RNA of Pecten maximus, 4196 nucleotides long. Its product is annotated as cobalamin binding intrinsic factor-like. NCBI's taxonomy places the organism in Eukaryota, Metazoa, Mollusca, Bivalvia, Pectinida, Pectinidae. Gene Ontology annotation, biological process: cobalamin transport. The coding region runs from base 102 to 1466 and encodes 454 amino acids. The transcript has 12 exons. The record is from RefSeq and is a predicted model, not a curated record. Gene Ontology annotation, molecular function: cobalamin binding.